Molecule: messenger RNA, 6578 nt
Organism: Vanessa atalanta (red admiral)
Lineage: Eukaryota; Metazoa; Arthropoda; Insecta; Lepidoptera; Nymphalidae
Gene: if
Product: integrin alpha-PS2
Exons: 26
Coding region: 215-4765 (1516 amino acids)
Biological process (GO): cell-matrix adhesion; cell adhesion mediated by integrin; cell-cell adhesion
Cellular component (GO): integrin complex; external side of plasma membrane
Molecular function (GO): integrin binding
Source: RefSeq, a predicted model, not a curated record
GAGUCGGGUUCGCGCGGCCUUGCGUCAGUGUUGUGCCGACCGCCGUAUGUAGUACACGUGUCGUCGGUCGCAAUAUAUUUCCGAUCACGAACUCGUAGUCGAAACGAAUCAUGAGGACGAAUUAUAUAAUUUAUUUAAAUAACUAAGUAUAGUGUGCUAUAUAUAUAUAUUUUCGUUGUGUAGUGCUGUGACUCACGUGUUUUAUAAUUUUAAAAUGGCUUUAUUUUUGUGCGUUUUUCUAUGCGCUUGGGCGGGCGCCCUAGGGUUCAAUGUGGACAUCCCUUCUAGGGUAGUUUAUACAGGAAAUUAUCAAUCUAUGUUUGGAUUUACCGUCCAGUCACACGUCGACGGUGAUAGAAAAAUGAUUUUGGUGGGAGCACCAGAAGAUGAGCCGUACCAAGUAAGCGGCGUUCGUCGUCCGGGCGCGGUGUACCGCUGCCAACCUGGACAUCGCGGCUAUCCGCCGGAAGACGGCACUAAUCCGCUCCAGUUGUGUUCACUCAUGGAAUUUGACAAGAAUCGAAAUAACAACGUGGACAGCGCGCACAGACAGAUCGAUCAGAAAUCGAACCAGUGGUUCGGAGCCACGCUUACGAGCACCGGCAGGAACGGACCUAUUGUUGCCUGCGCCCCUCGCUAUGUCUCCUACGUGACAGCUAAGGUUAACCAACGCGACCCGGUAGGCUCCUGCUUCGUAGCCAAGUCCUCAGAUGCAGUGGACGUCAAUGAAUUUUCGCCCUGUCGAAACUGGUUCCGAUCGCAGGACGAAGCGAGCCACGGGCAGCGUAAGACGGGCGUGUGUCAAGCCGGUUUUUCCGCGGCAGUCUCAAAGGAUGGUCAGAGGCUGUUCAUGGGCGCUCCUGGCAGCUUUUAUUGGCAAGGGCGAACGUUAUCCAUAGACACUAGUGCGAGAUUCAACUACUAUAUGCCGAAGGAAGGUCAGCUGAAAGUGCAAACUUUAAACUCAAGACCAGUAUUGAUUUCGACACCAGAAGCAAUUCCUAAAUACGACGAUUCUUACAUGGGAUAUUCAGUGACGGUUGGAGACUUUGCUGGUCAGGGUAUUCAGGGAGUCGCUGUUGGGGUACCGAGAGGAUCAGAUCUGAGAGGAUUGGUUGUAUUGUACACUUGGGAGCUCCAAAAUAUAAAAAAUAUCAGCGGUUCACAAAUCGGCGCGUACUUUGGCUACAGUCUUGCAAGCGGUGACAUCGAUGGUGAUGGAGCUGAUGAUAUUAUAGUUGGUGCCCCGAUGUUCACUAAGCCUAAGAGCGACGGUUAUGAACAUGGAAGAAUAUAUGUCAUUUAUCAAGGCAAGAAUAGGGCGUUCUCUAAGAAUCAUGCGCGAACAGGUGAAGUGUCCAAAGGAAGAUUCGGUUUAGCUGUCACGUCACUUGGAGAUAUAAAUUAUGACGGAUUUGGAGACGUAGCAGUUGGUGCCCCAUACGGUGGAGAAAAUGGUAGAGGCGUGGUAUUCAUCUAUCACGGGAGUGAGUUGGGUAUUGGGGAGAAGUACUCUCAGGCAAUCACGGCUGAGGAGAUCAGCCCCUCGUUAACUACUUUUGGUUUCUCUCUGUCUGGAGGCGUGGACCUUGACAACAAUAACUACACCGAUUUAGCUGUGGGCGCUUAUAAAUCAGACAGCGUUGUAUUUUUAAAAUCUCGUCCUGUUGUUAAAGUAAUGGCGGAUGUCAAAUUCAUGGGUGAAAGCAAAUUAAUUUCCCUCGACGAUAAGAGGUGCCGCCUCUCGAACGGCACGCAGGUUGCUUGUGCGCAGCUUAUGUUCUGUCUCACAUACGAUGGCGUCAACGUUGAUCAACAAAUAAACUUCGAGGUGACCAUCGACCUGGACUCGAGGCAGAAGACGAGCAAGCGCCUGUUUCUGAUGGAGAGCAGACAGACGAUGUACACGACUCACAUGUUGCUGACACAGGGGCAGCAGGAGUGCAAGGAGAUUAUGGUGUACCUAGACGACGACAUCCGCGACAAGCUGACUCCGAUGGAGGUGAAGCUGACGUACGAGCUGUCGGGCGCGGGGGCCGCGGCGGGCGCGGGGGGCGCGGUGCCGCCCGUGCUCGACCGCACGCGCAGCAUCGAGCGCACCGACUCGCUCAACAUACAGAAGAACUGCGGGCCCGACAACGUCUGCGUGCCCGACCUCAAGAUGUUCGUCACCACGCCAACCGUAAAUUACGUUCUCGGAUCCGGUGAGAAUUUACACAUCGACGUAAAAGUGGAAAAUUCUGGUGAGGACGCUUUCGAAGCCGGCUACUAUCUUCAAAUCCCCGCCGGAGUCACGUACGCCAAGAUGGAGAGGUUGGACAAGGAGCGCGCCGAAUCAACGCCCAUCUACUGCUCGAUUAAGAACAAAGGCACAGAUGGGAACAGUACUUUGAAAUGUGAUUUGGGAAAUCCAAUGGCCAGCGGACAGAGUGUAAACUUCCGAGUGAUCGUGGAGGUGGACGCGCGUGUGACGAGCUUGGACUUCGACAUGGAGGUGAACUCCACCAACCCUGAGCAGGGCACGCAGUACGACAACACGAGACACCUCGGCAUCGGAGUCGUCGUCAAGGCGGUGCUGUCCGUCAUUGGAGCAUCAGACCCACCGGAACUGCACUACAACGCGUCAAAUUACGAAGCACAGAACCUGAAGGACGACACGAAGUUGGGUCCGCAAGUGAUCCACAAGUACAACAUCAAGAACGAGGGCCCCUUCACGGUGGACGAGGCGGAGAUUUACAUCAUGUGGCCCUAUCAGACCCUUACUGGCGACAACCUGAUGUACAUGUUGGUGCAGCCGCAGUGGCUCGGCGAGAUGGAGUGCGACGUGGCGCGGCAGGUCAACCCCGACAACCUCUUCGUGCAGAACCCGUACGCCUACCUGCUCACCAAGGAGAGGGAAGCAAUGAAGAGCAGCGAUCUCUACUCAGCAUCACAGAUCGGAGGUAGUGGAGGAUAUUAUGGACAACACUACUGGGAAGAAAAAUAUACAAGCAACGGUCAAGUAAACGCUAAUUCUGGUGGAAACAAGUUUAGCGGUGGCCAAUAUGGAGCUUCUAGUGGUGUCUAUGGUAGCGGUCAAGCUAGUGGUAGCCAAUUCACCACGAGCCAACAGAGCGGCGGCUCAGCUUCUAGUGGUCAGUUUGGUACAACUUAUGUAAAUGGCGGGCAAGUCUCCGGUGGACAGUACGGAGCAAGUCAGGCCAGCGGUUCUCAAGAAUCAGGAGGACAAUAUGGAACUCAUACUGGUAGCGGGCAUUACGGCGGUGGAAAAGUCUCCGGUGGUCAGUAUGGUAGUGGCCAAGCUAUUGGAGGAAGCCAAGGAUCCGGUGGCACGUAUUCUUAUAAUCGUACUUGGUCCAGCGGGACGUCUGGUGAGGGAUUAAGUGCUGAAGAACGGGAAACUAUUAGAAGAAAUCUUGCUACAAUGGCUAAGCCUACUUACCAAGAUUCUAGCCGGAGCUUUAGCCAAGGCCAAGGAAGCCAAGCUAGCUUUUCUCAAGGAGGACAAAGUGGUUAUGGACAAAGUGGUCAAGUUCAGGGUAGUUACGGACAAGGUCAAACUGCUCACGGACAAGCGCAAGCGGGUUAUGGACAAGGAAGUUACUAUCAGGGUCAAGGCCACGUGCAAGGAGGACAAGCUUAUGGAGGUUUAGAAGGUGCUGGUCAAGAUGGACGUAUAGUUCGUGUUAAAAAUAGGACAAUUCUUUAUGACUCGAACCAUAACAUUAUAUCCCAGAGUGAGACGAGCACAGAGUACGGAUCUCUUGGACACGAAGGCGAGGCUGGCAGUUCCUUUAAUGCCUAUCUCAACAACCAAGGUGGUGCUCAACAGGGCUACGGAUCGCAAGGCUUUGUUCAUGGUUCCUGGGGUACAACAGAAACCGUCAAUCCUGACAUAAUGAAAGCUGGUUCCAGUACUUUUAGAGCAGGCUCCGGCGUCACUGUCGUGGGCGAUGAAGAAGAAGACCAAUUAGAGGGCUUUGGAGUUUAUGCAGCUCAAAAUGCGAAUAAUGAAUUUAAAUAUGGAAUCGCUGAUAUCAGUGGAAGUCAUGGAUCCGGAUCUGCACAAAGUGCUGGAAGACAGAGUGGAUAUCAAGGAGGCAGCUAUCAAAGUGGGGGGUAUCAGAGUGGAGUACAGCAAGGAGGAAGUUAUCAUGCAGGCAUGACUGGAGCGGCGUAUGGUGGUGCUAGUGGAAGUUCCUACUCCUAUUCUUCAAGAUCAGGCGGACACAACUCCUACUCUUCCGGAGGUAGCUUCGGCUCAUCUUCAGAUCACAGACGGGAAAGCACUAGACGGCGGCGCCAAGAUGAUGUGGAUCCGCAGCUGAAGGAGAUGCUGGAGAAGUGCGAGGAGAAGUACAAGUGCUCGGUGGUGCGCUGCCGCACCGGCCGCCUGCUGCGCGGGCAGGAGGCCUGGGUCGCGCUGCGCGCCCGCGUCAACGCCUCCGUGCUCAACGAGAUGUCGGCGUCGCGGGCCGUGCGGCUGUCGUCGCUGGGCGCGGCGCGCGUGUCGCGGCUGCCGCUGGGCGGCGCGCGCGCCCAGGCGUGGGCGUGGGCCGAGGCGCACACGCUGGUCACGCCGCAGCUGGAGGCGCUGGACAGCGGCGCCAUCCCGCUGUGGGUCAUCAUCCUGGCGGCCGUGGCGGGCGCGCUGCUGCUGCUGCUGCUCGUCUUCGCGCUCUACAAGUGCGGAUUCUUCAAACGUAACCGGCCCUCGGACCACACCGAGCGACAACCUCUGAACGGUCGCGACGAGCAUCUUUGAUAUCCAACCACUGACCUCGGCCUCGCCAGCGACACGGGCGCCACCUCCGAAGGUGACUCGACCUCCAACGUCGACGCCACCUCCGACGUCAAUGCCACCUCUGACGUCAAUGCCACCUCUGACGUCGACCCCACCUCUGACGCGGACGCAACAGAUUCUAGCUCGACCGAUGCCGCGAGUGACAUCACCAGUCAGGACUCUACUAGCAUGAACAGAUAUUGACGCCACGAAACAUUUUAAACAAUAGAAUCUUUGCGAGAUUAUCGUAACGUUAAUGAAUUAAUAAUGAAUCUUACGUUUAUAAUUUGUUGGCGAUCAAUAGUUGUUAUAAAUAAUAUGUUUUUUAAUCUGUGGUGACAAUUGACAGUUAGGACGGCGGCCAUGUAUAAAAUUACCUAUCAUACAUUUCAUCACUUCUUCGAAGAAAUCCAUACAUUUCAUCACUUCUUCGAAGAAAUCUUAUAAGAAUUUUAAAAAAAAUAUAUAAUUAAUAGAUAUAUAUAUAUAAUGCAUCUCAAAGUUGCAAUAUUACGAAUUGAUCCUUUUUUUAUAAAAAGUUAAUUUCAUUAUAAAAUGUAUAUAACAGACAAAGGACAAAAUAAUAAUGCCUCAUGAGAUUUAUAUUCGAUUUUAUUUUUGUAAAAAAUACCUUAAAUAUUUUUGCCCAAAAAUGUUUUAAGGUGAAAUAUUACAAUAUAUAAUAUAACAUAACGUAUUACUAGUCACGAUAAUGAAACAUGAAUCACGUCGGUAUUUACGCCAUAUUAGAUAUAGAAUAUAAAAUAAAAAGUAUAAAAAAUUAUACACGAGUGUGAUACACGUGACAAAAAUGUAUGAGUGUUUUUGUAAAAUGUGAUCUAUAAUAUUAUAAAUUAGGUUUACUUUCAAAUGAGACGAUGUGGUUGUAGCUGAACAAAAAUAUUAAUAUUUUCGUACUAACGAAUCUUCAUUCUCAUUAAAAAAUAAUAUUUUAGAAGGCAUUGAAUCGUACGCUUUGAUUAGCAAUAAUUAUAUUAAAAAUAAUGUAAAUAUUCGUAUGUAAUAAAUAAAUAUUUAAAUUUCAGUAUAAUGUUAGAUAUAAAGUGCCUUAUUUAAAAAUCAUAUCGCGAUAACAUAUCUAUUAUUAAUAUAUAAAAAACAUCACACUUAGACACAAUAAGUAGGCUUUUGUAGCUGUUAAGCUAAGCGCACAUUAUUGGUAGUACAAUUAUCGCGAACAUUUUAUAGCUGUUUUUACAAUUAAAAAAUAAAUCAUAGGCUAUUUAUACAACUCUGUACACCAGAUGGACAAGUACUUUGUGUCAAAAUUGUUUUAUUUUGACACGGUACACGUGUACAUUGCACUCAAAUCCGACCGUAUAAUUAUUCUCAUUGUGCGCAAGUUUCUCAAUUUUUAAAGGCAGUCAUGCCAAGUUUUUAUUUUCUUAGCAAGGUUAAACUUAGUAUUUUAAUAGUUGUGCCUUUAAAGUAAUUAACACUUGUGCUUUACGAAUGCGUGCCUUCUGAAAACUGCCAGUUUCUAAUUAACUAUAUUAAUGUAAAUAUAUUAGAAUAAUAUUUCGAAUUUUUAGCAUUUUUUCACAGAACAUAGAACAAUAUGUCUUUAAAGGAGAACGUUGAUUAGUUUUGUAUUAAAGCGCGUACUUAAUAAUGUUAAGAAAGGAAAAUUAAAACCUACUCUGGGCACUUUAUUUUGAAUAACUCAGACUAUAUGACAACAUUUUAUAAUCAGAAGUGUGUGAAUUAAUAAAAAUGUUACCCGUGUAAAAAAAUCUGUGAGAAAAUGUUAGUAAAAAUAUAAUUAACUAGCGCU